UUGGAAAGAACUGAAGCCGUGCAAUGGAAGGAUAUAUAAAUACAUCAGCGGAUCCGGAGCUCACAUCCUAUUCAUCUCCACCAGGGUAUUAGUACAGCUUUUUGUCAGCAAUAGGUAGCUAGGUAUGCUGGAUGACUCAUUCCUUGUUUGAGCCCUAGUCCCCUUUUGUCCUAAAUUUCCCAGAGUUACUUCUAGUCCAGCACACAUUGUUCACUUACUUGUACAAGAGCAGAUGUGCCUCUAUUAAUAGCUACUAUGUAAAGAGGCCUACAAUUAGAGACUGUGACAUUUGGCAAACAUAUUUCAUCUCUAAUCCUCACAAUACUGCAAAAUAUCUGCCGUCCUCUUUUUCUUCAGUGAGGCGGCCGAGCUGCAGACGCAGAGAUGCAGAUCUUUGUGAAGACCCUUACGGGCAAGACCAUCACUCUUGAGGUCAAGCCCAGUGACACCAAUGAGGAUGUCAAAGCCAAAAUUCAAGACAAGGAGGGUAUCCCACCUGACCAGCAGCAUCUGAUACUUGCCGGCAAACAGCUGGAGGAUGGCCGAACUCUCUCAGACUACGACAUCUGGGAAGAGUCCACCCUGCACCUGGUGCUGCGCCUGCGAGGUAGCAUUAUUGAGCCUUCCCUCCGCCAGCUCUUCCAGAAACGCAACUUUGACAAGAUGAUCUGCCGCAAGUGCUAUGCUUGCCUGCACCCCCAUGCUGUCAACUGCUGCAAGAAGUGUGACCACACCAACAACCUGCACCCCAAGAAGGUCAAGGCUCUUCCUUCCUCGAAGGGCAGCCUCCCUGGAGCCUCAAUAAAGUGUCUCUUUCGUUGACUGGAGCAGCAAAAACAAACAAACAAAAAUACUACAAAAUAUGUUAUAGCUCCAUUUUACAGAUGAGGAAGCUGAAACUCACAGGAAUAACUGAUUUUAAGUUCUGGUGAGUGGAACUACUCUUACUAUGGCACCAUUCUUAUUUAUUUAUUUUUG
Messenger RNA from Macaca mulatta (Rhesus monkey), 978 nucleotides. The record is from RefSeq and is a predicted model, not a curated record. Lineage: Eukaryota; Metazoa; Chordata; Mammalia; Primates; Cercopithecidae.